This is a messenger RNA of Guillardia theta CCMP2712, 837 nucleotides long. RefSeq lists its product as hypothetical. The record is from RefSeq and is a predicted model, not a curated record. Gene Ontology annotation, cellular component: cytoplasm; nucleus. The transcript is spliced from 7 exons. Lineage: Eukaryota; Cryptophyceae; Pyrenomonadales; Geminigeraceae. Gene Ontology annotation, molecular function: protein binding. Bases 1 to 837 code for a protein of 278 amino acids.
AUGGCAGCCGCUUCAUCGCCAUGGUUGCAUGCCCUCGGUCUCCGAGGAGGAGGCAUAGAUGGCAUAUUGACGGAUGACAACGACUAUGCAUUCUUCAAGCAGAAGUUCAAAAAGAAAGAUCAGAAAGCGAGGAAAGCGAUUGAGCGAAAGGGGGGCAGGGACGUUCGGGUCUUCAGGGACGAGGACUACGUCAAGAAGAAAGCGAAGGCUUCGCCGGAUCUCAAGAGGCUGGAGAGCAUGCAGGAGCAGAGGCGAGCCUUCUUCUUGAAGCAGUUACAAGUCACGAGCAGCGAUGACCUGCACAAACUCCUCUGGGAGGCUGUAGAACUUGGGCAGGAUCUUCUCGUGCGGCAGAGCGUGCAGGCAGGAGCAGACGUGAACACUCGAUACUCUACGAUUCCAGGAGACUGGGCAGGCUUUGACAUGACCAACAUCAACGCUACUGUCCUCCACGUUGCUGCCCGGAAUAACUACUCGAGCAUCGUUGAGUUCCUGAUCGAGAAAGGAGCAGAUAUCAAUGCGCAGACUCGGUUUGGGAUGACCCCGCUUAUGACGGCCGCCCACAGAGGGUCUACGAAUGCUGCCAUUGCUCUAGUGCAAGCAGGAGCUGAUCUCUGGGUCAAAGACACUCGGAUGGAGGCGAAAGUGAGCCGUUCUCGCAGCGGCUACAUCGCCGCUCAGAUCGCGGAGAUCUUUGCUGCUGACUGGAGGAUCGCCUUGUGGCUGCGUGAAGUCUGCGAGUGGGACCAGGAGGGAAGAGCAGCUGCCAUGCCGCGACCGCUGGGUGAGGAACCCGAUGAAGGGGGCCACGAGGAGGAGGAAGUGGAGGAAGAAUAG